Messenger RNA from Gymnogyps californianus (California condor), 1251 nucleotides. RefSeq names its product ribosomal protein L3 like (gene RPL3L). Gene Ontology annotation, molecular function: RNA binding; structural constituent of ribosome. Lineage: Eukaryota; Metazoa; Chordata; Aves; Accipitriformes; Cathartidae. The record is from RefSeq and is a predicted model, not a curated record. The transcript has 9 exons. Bases 130 to 1197 code for a protein of 355 amino acids. Gene Ontology annotation, biological process: ribosomal large subunit assembly; translation. Gene Ontology annotation, cellular component: ribosome; cytosolic large ribosomal subunit.
AGGCAUGGCCACCUGGGCUUCCUCCCCCAUAAGAGAAGCCGUCGCCACCGAGGGAAGGUGAAGACAUGGCCUAAGGAUGAUCCCAGCAAACCAGUCCACCUGACGGCUUUCCUAGGCUACAAAGCUGGCAUGACACACAUUGUGCGGGAAGUGCACAGGCCUGGGCUCAAGAUCUCCAAAAGGGAGGAGGUGGAGGCCGUCACCAUCGUUGAGACCCCCCCGAUGGUGGUGGUGGGGGUCGUGGGGUACAUAGAAACACCGAAGGGCUUGAGGAAUUUCAAGACUAUUUUUGCUGAGCACAUCAGCGACGAGUGCCGACGGCGCUUCUACAAGAACUGGCACAAGAGCAAGAAGGCGGCGUUCACCAAGUACUGCAAAAAGUGGCAGGAUGAGGAUGGCAAAAGGCAGCUGGAGAAGGAUUUUGCGGCUAUGAAAAAGUACUGCAAGGUCAUUCGUGUCAUUGUGCACACGCAGAUGAAGCUGCUCCCGCUGCGGCAGAAGAAGGCCCACGUCAUGGAGAUCCAGCUGAAUGGCGGGACGGUGGCUGACAAGGUUGACUGGAUUCGUGAGAGGCUGGAGAAGCAGGUUUCCGUGCAUACUGUCUUCAGCCAGAACGAGAUGAUUGAUGUCAUUGGUGUGACCAAGGGACAUGGGAUGAAAGGGGUGACAAGCCGUUGGCACACGAAGAAGCUCCCCAGGAAGACACACAAGGGUUUGCGCAAAGUUGCCUGCAUCGGAGCCUGGCACCCGGCCCGGGUUGGCUACUCCAUUGCUCGGGCUGGCCAGAAGGGCUACCACCACCGCACGGAGCUCAACAAGAAGAUUUACCGCGUUGGCCAUGGGAUCCACGUGGAGGAUGGCAAAGUGGUGAGGAACAACGCCUCGACGCACUACGAUGUCACGGAGAAGACCAUUACGCCUCUGGGUGGCUUUCCUCACUACGGGGAGGUCAACAACGACUUCCUCAUGCUGAAAGGCUGCGUCGUGGGCACGAAGAAGCGUGUGCUCACCCUCCGUAAGUCCCUUCUGGUGCAUGCGAGCCGCCGGGCUCAGGAACCCGUUGAACUCAAAUUCAUUGAUACUACUUCCAAGUUUGGCCAUGGCUGCUUCCAGACAGCUCAGGAGAAGCGGGCUUUCAUGGGCCCUCAGAAGAAACACUUGGUGAAAGGGAAGCCAAGCGUGCAGGAAGAGCUGUAAGGACUGAGAUAUGCAAGGCUACCUAACUGGGCACUUUCAAUAAAGGGGCUUCAA